Molecule: messenger RNA, 958 nt
Organism: Cucurbita pepo subsp. pepo (vegetable marrow)
Lineage: Eukaryota; Viridiplantae; Streptophyta; Magnoliopsida; Cucurbitales; Cucurbitaceae
Product: Carbohydrate-binding X8 domain superfamily protein
Source: RefSeq, a predicted model, not a curated record
UUGGCUGCGCUUUGGAACCAUCCACUCCCAUAUUUAAUAAAAUCUUUACUGUCAUUUCAAAUGUUCGCUCGGCGCAUCAAGUUCCCACUCACAAAUCGCGUUCACUUCUUCUUCGUCUCUCUGUGUCUCAAUCUCAGAGACACCCACCUCUACAACUCCGACCACCACCACCUUCCGAUCAUCGGCGGAGGAAACAGAGAGGGUCUCUGCGAAUGGAUGGGGGUUUCACUUGUACCACUCUAAUCCUGUUCCUGUUCCUCUUCAUUCACUGUCUUUUCCCAGGUUCAUCAAGCGCAGAUCCCACGCAAAAACAGGGCAAAUACAGAGCAGCCUCUUCGACCCAUCAAAAGGACAUCACCACCCCAAUAACCACCGUCCCAACAAUCAACAUCCCCACUACUUCCAACCCCGAUUCCGUCUCCCCGACCAUCACAACCCCAAGCUUUACCCCUGCAACCACCGCCACCGGUGGCUCCAGCUGGUGCAUUGCCAGUCUCGGCGCAUCGCAGGCAGUCUUGCAACUAGCUCUGGACUACGCUUGCGGCAUGGGCGGCGCCGAUUGCUCCGCGAUUCAAACCGGUGGAAGCUGCUACAACCCAAAUUCAGUUCGAGAUCAUGCUUCUUACGCCUUCAAUAGCUAUUAUCAGAAAAACCCACUUCCGAAUAGCUGUAAUUUUGGAGGCACUGCCGUGAUCACCAGUACUAAUCCCAGCAGUGGCUCGUGCGAGUACCCAUCAACAAGCACGAGUUCAUCGAUUCUCAACACUACAAAUUCAAGCGGCUCCACCGUGUUCGGCGCUUCUCCUUCCGGCCCCUCCACCUCCUCGUCGGCACCCAAAUACUCCUCCUCCGCCCUCUUCCUUCUUCUUAUUGCUUUCUAGAAACUUCUGCAAUUUCUCAACGAUUUUUGUAAAGUAAUAUUGGGCCGGAAUAUCUUUAUAGAGAAUAGUCUGAUGCA